Emiliania huxleyi CCMP1516 is the source of this 336-nucleotide messenger RNA. RefSeq lists its product as hypothetical. NCBI's taxonomy places the organism in Eukaryota, Haptophyta, Isochrysidales, Noelaerhabdaceae. Gene Ontology annotation, biological process: proteolysis. Bases 1 to 336 code for a protein of 111 amino acids. The transcript has 5 exons. The record is from RefSeq and is a predicted model, not a curated record. Gene Ontology annotation, molecular function: serine-type endopeptidase activity.
AUGGAGGCAACCGAUGCGAGUCGACUGUGUCUGACUACGGAUGCCGGCGUGGUUGGGCCCGUGGUUGCUGAGGAGUGCGAGAAUCUCAACCCCGUGGCCUGCGCCGCGCAGGAGCGGAAUGAGUGCGAAGAGGUGGACGGCGAGCGCAGCGGGCGCAUGGCAGAAGGUGUCGACAAGACGAGGGAGUGGAAGAUUGGCGGCGAGUUUGAGUGGAUGGUGAUGCUAAAGUCUGGAGGCACGUGUUCCGGGAUGCUUGUGGACGAGGAGUGGGUGCUUACGGCCGCGCACUGCGUAGCCAACGACGAGGACCGGGCCAACGCCAGGGUGGUCGCCUGA